Molecule: messenger RNA, 1572 nt
Organism: Cucurbita moschata (crookneck pumpkin)
Lineage: Eukaryota; Viridiplantae; Streptophyta; Magnoliopsida; Cucurbitales; Cucurbitaceae
Product: B3 domain-containing transcription factor VRN1-like
Exons: 5
Coding region: 220-1458 (412 amino acids)
Molecular function (GO): DNA binding
Source: RefSeq, a predicted model, not a curated record
GCCCGAUUCAUUGCUUGGAAAAUGGAAAAUGGUGGCAGAAAUGGGUGAACGAAAGGAGGGUGAGGAAGAGGAAAAAGGAAGGAAGUCGAAAAGUCUCCAUCAACCACAACCAUAAAUUCUUCGAAAAUCGCAACUUCGAUACGUAUCUGAACUCCCACCGUCACUUUUCACCAUCAUCGUCUUCCCCAUUUUCACUGUCUGCACCACCUUACUCCAACAAUGGCGGCUUCCUCCCCUCAGUUCUUCAGAAUCGUUUUACACAACAAUCUCGAAGACCGAAAACUAAUGAUUCCGAAGAAGUUCGUCAAAGAUCAUGGCGAACUUUUGUCCACUUCCGUACGUCUCAAGCUCCCGGACGGCAUGGAAUGGAAGGUCGGUUUGACGACGGCUCCCAACGGCGUUGUUUGGCUGCAAAAUGGGUGGCACAAAUUUGCAGAGCAUUAUAGCUUAGAGUUUGGUUCUUUAUUGGUAUUUAAAUCAGAUGGGUUUUCAACUUUUCAAACAUCCAUAUUCGACCCAAGUGGAGUGGAAACAGAAUAUUGUUGCAUUCUUAACGAUUCUAGAGCAGAAUUUACAAUGGAAGAUGAAGAUUCUGAUGAAAAUACAGAGAGUUCCUCCCAGCGUUUAAGUAAGAGGAAGAACAAGCCUUCAGUUCCAUCUCCUCCUCAAUCUCGUAAGAAAAUGAAAGCUGAAGAAGAAGGAUGCCUAAUCAUGAAGAACAUGCCAAAAACUGAAGCAGGGGUAUCAAGUAGAAGGCAACAAUUUGUAAACAAACUUGAAGCAGCUCAAAGAUUCACCUCAAAAUCAGAGAAGCCUAGCUUUAAAAUUGUGAUGAAACAACCAAACGUGCGAGGAAAAUUCGCCAUGAUUAUCCCCAAAGAUUUUGCAGAGAAACACUUACCUGAUGACUUUGGAAUCAUCAAACUCCAAACCCCAAACGGUAGAAAGUGGCCACUUUUGUAUAAACGCAGACGAAAUCAAGAGAACUUCGUGUACUUUUCAAGUGGGUGGAAGCGUUUUGUAGAGGAAAAUGUAUUGAAAGAAGGGGAUAUUGGGUUGUUUCAAUUGAUUAAGAAAGACAUAUUUUCAUUCACCAAAUUACAAGACACCUCUCCCUUUCCUUCCCCUGCAACAAAGACCAGAAACCCCUGUUUUGAGGCGAACAUUCUGAACAGACGCCACAAGAAAUUUGUUCUGAACAUUCCUAUGGUGUUUGCAAAGGAGCAUUUUUCAUCAGACAUGCGCUCUGCAAAGCUUCAAGUUGGGAAUAGACAAUGGAUUGUGGCAUUGAGACAAUAUGGUAGCUCUGUCAGAUUAUCAGCUGGGUGGUGCUUAUUUUAUGGAGACAACGGCUUGGAAGAUGGAGAUUCAUGCUUGUUUGAGAUGGUGGACACAAAAAACUGUGUUUUUAAAGUCACCAUUUUCAAACAUGUUUCCAGCUCUGCUUCAAUGGACUAGAUAGAAUGUAAUGUUAAUGGUCUGUCUUUUUUUGUUUAGAAGGUUGGCUUUGACUCAAAUUUCAAACUUUUUAGGCCUUAUUCACUAACAUCGACCAUCCAAUACUUUAUGAAU